Molecule: messenger RNA, 2002 nt
Organism: Cimex lectularius (bed bug)
Lineage: Eukaryota; Metazoa; Arthropoda; Insecta; Hemiptera; Cimicidae
Product: elastin-like
Exons: 4
Coding region: 26-1909 (627 amino acids)
Source: RefSeq, a predicted model, not a curated record
UUAUCAUUAUCAAUCUUGCUUCACAAUGUUCAAGAGUGCAUUAUUAGUUGGGCUUUUCGUCCUUUCCGUCGGUGCUAUUGACGAGAAGAAACAAUCCAAGAGAGGUCUCGCCGGAUCCCUCGGAACUUACGGUGGGUAUGGAACUGGAUUAGGAGGUUACGAACUCGGAGCAGGAUCUUUGGGAGGAGUCGGUCUUGGUGGAUAUGGUCUGGGAGGAGUCGGCUUUAGUGGAGUCGGUCUUGGUGGAUCUGGUCUCGGUUAUGCCUCUGGUCUCGGCUACGGUGCAGGCGCUGUUGGCGUCGGUACCGCUGGAUUCGGCCUCGGUUCAGCUGGACUCGGCUACAGUGGAGUUGGCCUCGGCUAUGGUGGAGUUGGACUCGGCUACGGUGGAGUUGGAGUCGGCUACGGUGGAGUUGGAGUCGGAGCUGUCUCAACUGUCGCAGCACCAGCCACCGUCCACCACAGACAGGAAACAGUUGCUGUACCAGUGCCCCAACCCGUGCCAGUCACCGUCACGAGAACUCAACCCGUGCCAGUACCCCAACCCGUGCCCGUCGACGUCCCUAGACCCGUCCAAGUCCCCGUCGCUCACCCCGUACCCGUAAGCGUACCCAGGCCUUACCCAGUCACCGUCACCCGCCCGUACCCUGUUCCAGUCACUCAUCAAGUCCCUGUCCCUGUACCUCAACCCUACCCUGUAUCCGUUCCCCAACCCUACCCCGUUACUGUCACCAGGAAAGUACCUUAUUCCGUACCCGUUCCUCACGUUGUUCCCGUUCCUACCAAAGUCGUCCAUCCCACACCUGUUGUUCACGCAGCUCCUGUUGUUCACGCCGCCCCAGUACUCGCCGGUGGCGUCGGGUUAUCCUCUUAUGGAACUGGACUUAGCGGAGGAAGCUUGGGCUUUGGAUCGGUUGGUCAUUCGUUCGGUCAUUCCCUUGGCUCUUACGGUCUUGGAAGUUCCUACGGAUUAGGUCACCCGUGGUCAAACGAUGAUCACAUCGCUGUAUUCGUGGGACUGUUUGUUUUGUGCGUGAGUGGAGCUGAGGAGAAGAAGAAACGUGGUCUUGUCAGUUCUCUAGGCGACUUCGGAGGCUAUGGCUCAGGAUUAGCGACACACGGUGCGGGAUUUGGAGGUUACGGUUUAGGAUUUGGAGGCUAUGGUUCCGGAUUGGGAGGUUACCAUGGCUUAGGAUUAACAAGCUAUGGUUCAGCGUUGGGAGGUUAUGGAUCUGGAUUUGGUGGUUACGGCCUUGGUGCCGGAAGUCUCGGAUAUGGAGGAGGCGUUCUUGUUGGAUCGGGUCUCGGCUACGCACGAACCGUUGGAUAUGGAGUCGGAUCGGUUGUUGGCCCGGCAGCUACCACUGUUAACCAUAGGCAAGAAACUUUCCCAGUUGUUGUACCUCACCCAGUCCCUGUCCCUGUAACUAGGACCCAACCCGUACCAGUCCCUCACCCGGUUCCUGUAGAUGUACCUAGACCUGUGAAAGUUUCUGUCCCUCAGCCUGUUCCCGUCGAUGUCCCUAAGCCUUAUCCCGUCACCGUUACUCGUCCCGUCCCUGUUCCUGUAACUCAUAAGGUCCCUGUUCCGGUCGAAAAACCCUACCCGGUGCCGGUCCCUCAGCCCUAUCCCGUGACCGUCACUAGGAAAGUACCCGUCUCUGUUCCGGUACCUCAUGUCGUCCCUGUGCCUCAACCUGUCGUACACCACACUCCAGUCGUCCAUCAUGCGCCAGUGCAUGCCGUCGUUGCUCACCCAGUGUCUGCUGUCGGAUUUGGGUCAUUCGGAGACACCGUAGGGUUCGGAUCUGUUGGAAACACACUCUCUCACUUCGGUGGUGUUGGACUGGGAGGACACGGAUUCACUGGUUCCCUUGGACAUUUUGGAUUAUCCGAACCGGCUUGGUAGAGAAGGAUUUUAAAUUCAUCUAUCUAUACUUCAUUGUAUAUACACAUCUCCAUAUUUGUUUUUAUCUUAUUAAUAAAGUUGUUUUCAUUAUAA